CCCUUCAUCUUCUUUCAUCUUCUCUAGAGGCCCUAACAAUAAAGGAGCUCUCUCUGAUCUGCUUAGGCAAUAAAUCUUAUCGUUUUACUCUAGCUUCACAAGAUUAUUUAGAAUUGCUUCUUCUCUCGUCUUCAAUUUACAUAAUUGUUGUGAAAUUCCAGCUGAAUAUUCUUCACUCCAAGAAGCCGUGAAGAGAGAUAAGGGUUGUAGCUGGCAAUCUUUAAUUUCAUCUGGAGAAAUUUAUCACAAAAUAAUAUCUUGCUUUGGAUGUCUUAGUGCUUAAGCUGAGUGAGUGCUAUAAGUUAACUGAACAAAAGGUCUGGAGUAUCCCUUGUUUCGUCUGCAGAGAAUGCUGAAUUACUGUCUUUUGAUACUUGAUUGGUAGUUCUUGUAAUGGGGCUUAUGGCUGUUCUUCUUCAUGACAUCUUCUAAGUGUAGAAGAUACUGUCUAGAUACUUAUAUGGUUGUUUCAUGCGAGAGGUGGAUAGAUGGACUUUAGUUCUCCUCAUUGUUUUGGCCUCCACCACAAGAUGUAGAGCAAAGGAAGAGAGGUGCCGCAUGUUUAUUUGAAGAGUAUAGUACGCAAACACAAUGUUGAAGCUCCCUCUUUAGGGUGCCAAAUGACCAUGAUAAGAAGGAUAUGAGCACAUUAAGCAAAACUCACAGAUCGAAGCAAAUCAAAGCAAGGAAAAUCAGCUUAAUUAUCUUUGUUUCAUCAAAAGAAAGUCGAUGAUGCUAGCGAAAGGGCGAUGGAAGUAAUUGAAGUUCUUCACAUGAAUGGAGAGAAUGGAGAUAAAAGUUAUGUAAACAACUCAUUGUUUCAGGUUCCUGAAUUGGAAGAAAUUAAUAAAGGAAACAUUUACAUGGCAAGUUCAAGCCCUUCAAGCAUGAUAAGGGCAUAUGUCAAGCAAUUUAAGAAGGAUUUCUCGACAUUUCUGAGCUGCCGAGCAGAGGGAUUGGUAACCCAUGGCUGCAUGGUUUUGACGAUUUUGGGGAGAAAAAGUAAAGAUCCUUGUAGCAAAGAUGGCUGCUACAUGUGGGAGCUUUUAGCUUUGGCCCUUAAUGAUCUCAUUUCUGAGGCUCUGUUCAGAGUUUGAAGACUACUGGACCUUUAAGCUUUAAAAGUCUUGUUCUCUAUUUUCUUGGAAGAGUUGGCUGCAAGAAGCAUUUGACAAGGUAUAUAGCUCUGUGAAAACUUUAGAACCUACUUUUCAAGGAGCUGGUCAGACAAUGUAUCCUCGUUGAAAGACUGCAUUGGAUAAUUAUACUGAUGUUUCAAUAUCUAUUAUUCCAUUUAUUUCAUGAAAUAUGGAACGAGUCACGUGUUGCAUCACAUUGCGAAAAUUGCUACUAUACUAACAUGAAAAACCUUUCCAAAUAAUCUUCAACCCAAACAGGCUC
Molecule: messenger RNA, 1401 nt
Organism: Coffea eugenioides
Lineage: Eukaryota; Viridiplantae; Streptophyta; Magnoliopsida; Gentianales; Rubiaceae
Product: salicylate carboxymethyltransferase-like
Exons: 6
Coding region: 750-1097 (115 amino acids)
Biological process (GO): methylation
Molecular function (GO): S-adenosylmethionine-dependent methyltransferase activity
Source: RefSeq, a predicted model, not a curated record